Molecule: messenger RNA, 471 nt
Organism: Colletotrichum phormii
Lineage: Eukaryota; Fungi; Ascomycota; Sordariomycetes; Glomerellales; Glomerellaceae
Product: pterin 4 alpha carbinolamine dehydratase-domain-containing protein
Exons: 3
Coding region: 1-471 (156 amino acids)
Biological process (GO): tetrahydrobiopterin biosynthetic process
Molecular function (GO): 4-alpha-hydroxytetrahydrobiopterin dehydratase activity
Source: RefSeq, a predicted model, not a curated record
AUGUCAACCUCACCCGCCGCCGCGGCGCCCACGCCGCGCUUCUCCAAGGGCUCCGAUGAGCCUUCCCUCUCCUCGACGCUCGAGACGCUGCUGGGACAGGGACGGGGCUGGGCGCUGGUCAAUGACGGUGAGGCUGUCGAGCGGAGCUUCAAGUUCAAGAACUUUGCAAAGACGUGGGAUUUCAUGACGGCCGUGAGCUUGCAAUGUAAAAUCCACAACCAUCACCCAGAGUGGUCAAACGUCUACAACACAACUUUUAUCCGGUGGACGACACAUAACCCCAAGGGCCUGUCGGACAAGGACCUCAAGCUCGCUCUCAUCUGCGAUGCGCUGGCCAAGGACUUUGGCGAGGUCGAGGUGCCGGCUUCCGAGGCCACCGCCGGCGGCGGAGAGGCUGUCGGCUGCGGUAUCCGGGGCCUGGCUGAUAAGGCGGCGGGUACGGCUGGAGACUGUUGUACGCCGAAGAAGUAG